CUAAAGUGCAAACGAAAGUAAACAGUGACCAAGAACAAUUUAAACUUGAGCGUUUUCUAUUGUUAUUUAGACGAUUAUUAACGACAUGGAACUCAAAAUAUGACUAAUUUAACGGCAAAGCAUCACAUACUUACCCCCAUGUAGUAUCUAAUUCGCGUUGGAGAGGACUUGGUUGAUAUGUUAUCUAGGUAAGGCUAGUUACUUUACCUGCUAACAAUGGCUAACGUUACUAACUGUAUGGUUUUUCACACUCAAAUAGCCUCCAUCAUGGAGGUACUAGCGAAUGCAGCUGUGGCAGAUAUCUGUAAACUCGUAGACGACGACUAUGCAGUGUUUCGUUUGGAAAUAACUCAUAGCCAGAAAGAAAACGGGGCAUUGCGGAGGAAACUAGAGCUACUGGAACUGAAGUUGGAACAGGAGCGCGCAGAGAGGACAAUGCGAGAGCGCGUCCUCACCAGUCGUCCCAGUAGUGUCAAGAUCCUCGACCGAUACAGAGGAAUUGCAAGAGGUGAAGGACAUCUCACUGGAGGCCACAGGAGCUUUGUGAAGCCAACGGGACACAAUACAUGGAGAGAUGACCAACCAAUCACUGUUGAUGAGGGGAGUGGAACCUCAACCCAGCAAGUUAUCGUGAUAGAGUCUGCCGAUGUAGAGGCUGCAGGUCCUGGGGUCAAGCAGGAGAGGUCUGAAGGAGAGAAAGACCCACGGCACAGCAGAGACAUCCAGACUGUAGCAGCCGCCGGAGUAGCGCACCCUGUAGUUAGGAAAGACCUUGCCGCCGCGCCCCAGGCCAGGACCCGACGCAGCAUCACAGAGGAGGAGGGUCCAGAGGUGCUGCUGGUGAAGGAGGAGGGGUGUGAUGAGGGUCUGGGGAACCCUGAGGGGACCAUGGUCAUGGAGGACAACCAGACUACACCACCUCCUGAACCCACAGAGGAACCAGCUGAGCAGCACAGGACCACACACAGUCUCACUGAGUCAGUAGACAUGGAGGAUGGGAAGCCUGAUCUGCUGCUGGUCAAAGAGGAGACAAUAGAAGACGGACCAGAGAGCAUUGAUCUGCUGAGUGGACUAAAGAUGGGGGAGCAAGGUGGUUGGCUAGAGGCUAACAGAGGAGACUGGGCAUCCAUCUUGGAUUCCCAGAUCGGUGCAGCCACUGAGCAGGCAAGGACCAGAGGCGACAUAGUGGAGGUCAGUGGAUGGGACAGCGUCCUCAACUCUGGGCUGGGGAACAACGCUGUUAACCACAACCAGAAACAGACAGUCGAACACAAAACAACAACCAAACUUAGUCUCCAUGACAACAGACUGGCUGAGACCAGGGCGAGGCGUAGACUUGGUCUGCGGGGACGAGGAGGUGUACAUAUGCAGCAGGAGAGAACAGACACAGACUCGGCUAGCGAUGCUCCGUCCUGCUCCUAUAGUUGUGAUUCAGAGAGACUGAUGGGGCCUCAGGUUAACCCCCUAACAGAUGCUGCCUUCAGCCUGCCUUCUAUAGGAUCUAUCAACUGGAACAUGGACCCUGAGACAACACAGACACUCCCUGGCCUUCAUCCUCCUCACACUCUCCUAAUGUUAAACCAGACCUCAGACAAUGCCAGUGCCUCAACACUAAAUGGCUACACAAGCCCAUUGACAAAUAACAGUAGUAGUAACGCUAUCAGCAGAUCUGGUAGCAAAGAGAAGCGCUUUCUGUGUCCAUUCUGUGGGAAAGCCUUCAGUUUCCCCAAACAGGUAGAGAUCCACCAGAGGAUGCACACAGGGGAAAAACCGUUCGGCUGCCACCUGUGCCGGGCCAGUUUCUCCGACUCGUCCAACCUGAAGAGGCACCAGAGAGUCCACACAGGGGAGAAACCCUUCAGCUGCCCCCAGUGUGAGAAGAGGUUUUCCCACCAGCACCAUCUGAAGAAGCACCUGAAGGUCCACACGGGAGAAAGGUUGUAGGCACUGCGAGAAGAGGUUCUCAGAGAGGAGCUACCUCAGGAUACACCAGCAGAAAAUGCACAUGGCCCAUGUAUAGUGAUGUAAUGUAGUACUAGUUAGUUUGUAGUUAAUUCUGUUGGUUUAGGAUGUAGUAGGGAACUGGAUGAGGUGAACUGAGGAAAGAAUGAGUAUGAUGAGGCAGAGUAGUGAUGUUGAACCUUUUACAGAGUACCGUAAUUUCCGGACUAUAAGCCGCUACUUUUUUCCCACGCUUUGAAUCUCGCGGCUUAAACAAUGACGCGGCUAAUAUAUGGAUAUUUCCCGCUUUCAAAUAAAAAAAAUUCAAAAAAAACACUCUCUGUGACGUGCUCAGUUUUUUGGCGGCAUGAAGCUUUCAUUAGACCAAUGAAAUUGCCGAACGGGUUAAGGUCAAACAACUUUUUUGUUUACUGUUUAGAUUAAAUCGAGCGUGCUCAAACUUCCCAUC
Molecule: messenger RNA, 2410 nt
Organism: Salmo salar (Atlantic salmon)
Lineage: Eukaryota; Metazoa; Chordata; Actinopteri; Salmoniformes; Salmonidae
Biological process (GO): regulation of transcription by RNA polymerase II
Molecular function (GO): DNA-binding transcription factor activity, RNA polymerase II-specific; RNA polymerase II cis-regulatory region sequence-specific DNA binding
Source: RefSeq, a predicted model, not a curated record